Ichthyophthirius multifiliis is the source of this 906-nucleotide messenger RNA. RefSeq lists its product as hypothetical. The transcript is spliced from 3 exons. Lineage: Eukaryota; Ciliophora; Oligohymenophorea; Hymenostomatida. The record is from RefSeq and is a predicted model, not a curated record.
AUGUUUCAUUGUACUUGUAAAAAAAAUGAAUAUCUUUUUAAAUAAGGAGAUUAUGCAGAUGCCUUUUUUUUAAUAAAUUCCGGAAAAGUAGCGGUAGAAAUAAACGAAAACGUCAAAAAAACCCUCGAAAAAGGCAAUGGAGUGGGUGAACUUGCACUAUUAUAUAGUGCUCCGAGGUCUGCUAGUAUUAAAUGUUUGACUGAUAUGGAGUUCUGGGGUAUUUAGAGAUAGGAAUUUAAAAUUUUAAUGGAAGAAAUCAUUAAAAAAGAGUUCUAAGCGACCAGAAAAUUCAUGGAAUAGGCUCAGUUUUUUUCUUAAAUGUCUGAGAGUUAAAAAGAUGCAAUUGCUUAAGCUGUUAUUCCUCAAAAAUUCAAAAAAGAUGAAAUUAUAGUAACAGAAGGAGAACCUUCAAACUCUUUUUUUUUAAUUAAAGAAGGGUUUGUAUCUAUUUGGAAAGGAAAAACAAAAUUAGGAGAUUUAAAUAAAGGAGACUCUUUUGGAGAACAAAGUCUUUAUGUAAAAAAUGCUGUUAUAUAGGCUACAGUGAGAACCGAAGAUGAUAGAAAUGUCCUUUUUGAAUAAGGAGAUUUUUGUGAUUGCAUUUUUGCAGUUUUAGAAGGAAGAAUAUGUACCGAAAACGGUAGGUGUUUAGCUGAAUAAAGAUAGAUUUUUGGAGAGUAGUUUUUAUAAGAUGAUAAUAUUAAAUUUUAAGAGAGGAUUUUGGUUUGGGAAGAUUCUAUUUUGGCAGUUAUUUCUUUUAAGCUUUUUUAUAAAAUUAUUGGGGGAAGUUUUAAUAAUGUAGUUUAGAAAAAUUUAAAAUCUCACGAAGUUUAAAUGAAAAAGCUUUUGGCUAAUAAUCCUAUUUUAUCUACUGAUAAAAAAGAAAUAUGGGAUCGAGUUAUUUGA